Molecule: messenger RNA, 741 nt
Organism: Lachancea nothofagi CBS 11611
Lineage: Eukaryota; Fungi; Ascomycota; Saccharomycetes; Saccharomycetales; Saccharomycetaceae
Source: the annotation of a GenBank genome assembly
AUGCUAUCACACCGCACUAUUUGGACUGCAACUCGUCGAGGGUUGUCUUUAGCACGGUUUCUACACAUUAAAACGGCGUCAACACCCAAUGAUAAUGCUCUGAAGUUCAUUUCAACGGAUGGUGAGCUUUUACAGGACCGUGGGAAGCCGAGCGUGGAGAUCAAAAAUACAGAUUCGGCCCUCAUCGAACAUUCCCCACUGGCACAACGGAUUUUUACGCAAUGCUCAGGGGUAGAAUCGAUGAUGAUUGGCGAUGAUUUCGUCACGAUCAAUAAGGACGAAAUGGUGCAUUGGAGCCAGAUUACAGGCGAUAUGAUCGAUCUUCUGACGCAAUAUUUGGCGUCCGGUAAAGAUGCGGUGUCAUCCCAGUUCUUCAGUGUACAGGAACAAAGCGUUGGAUACGAUGUCAACUUACCAAAGUUCAAGUACGACGAGGACCAACAGGAAAUAAGCGAUAUGAUCGACGAGCUAAUCCAGACACGCAUCCGGCCUGCAAUUAUGGACGACGGUGGAGAUAUUCAAUAUCGUGGGUACGACCCUGAGUCAGGCACCGUAUAUUUGAAGUUGCAAGGAGCGUGCAAGUCGUGUUCAUCCAGCGAAGUGACACUGAAGCACGGUAUUGAGUCGAUGCUCAAGCACUACAUAGAUGAAGUCGAGAAUGUUGUGCAGAUACUGGACCCUGAGGAACAAAUCGCACUCAAAGAGUUCGAAAAGCUUGAGCAGAAACUUGAUCAGAAAUGA